AUGGCCACUGUCACUAACCCCUUAUUUCUUGGUACAAUUUUCUUCUGUUUCUCACUUGGAUCUGCUCUGCAUGAACACAUCUUGUGGGCUAAUUAUCACAUUCGUAUUAUAAACAAUAUAAAUGAUGGAUCGACGCCAUUGGUUGUUCAUUGCAAGAGCAGAGAUAAAGACCUUGAUGAAAGAAGUUUGUAUAAGGGUGAGACAUAUUUUUUUGAAGCCCAGAUUGACUUGUUCAGAAAAGCUGUGGUCAUUUGUUUUAUGACAGAAGGGAAUAGGAGUAUGUAUAUUGAGGCUUUUAAAGCAACAAGAGAUGAAAAUAGGCGCCAAAGCAAGAAGGUGUGCUUGUGGUCUGUGAGAGAUGAUGGAACUUAUUUCAGAAUGGAAGAAGAAAUUCCAACUAGCUAUACAAGUAUGGAGAUGAAUGGUAAUACUUGUGAGAAGGAAGUUGAUAAUACAAUCAAUGUAAAAGAAAGAUUAGAAGAGCCAAAAAUGGGAAUGGUGUUUAAUACAGUUGUUGACGAAAUAAUGGAGUACUACAUAAGAUAUAGUAAUGGCCUAGGAUUUCCCAUAAAAAAGAAGAACAUCGUCAAAGGGAGAUGA
This is a messenger RNA of Ilex paraguariensis (yerba mate), 600 nucleotides long. The record is from the annotation of a GenBank genome assembly. NCBI's taxonomy places the organism in Eukaryota, Viridiplantae, Streptophyta, Magnoliopsida, Aquifoliales, Aquifoliaceae.